AUGGAAAACAAAACGUGGCCACUUUUUCUGUCGCACUGGACCCUCUUCCGCCGCAGACUCCGAGUAGAACUGUUGUGUAGUCGUAGCAGAGCGUUGUCCGCUAUAGCCAGCGAUGGUGCUCGCAAUUUGCACCUGGCUCCGCAAUCAAUGAACGCAACCACCACUACAAUGUCUACAAUGAUAUCGCGAUUGCCGGAGCCCCUCACUAUCGUGCAGGAGAUACCAACAGCUCCCCAGAUGACCUGCACGGAGGCCACCAGUUCCACCAGUCCGUUAGGCCGCUUACGUAGCGCCAUGAGGAAUAUCAGUUACACACAGAUGAACGCAUUCUUUGAUGCUUUCCUGGUGUUUUACAGUGAUGAACAUCUGAGUGAGGAACCUUCGGCGGAGGAACGUCGUCUAGAGUACAUCAGCGGUUGGGAGGGCGUUGGUACUGCAGCGGUGGUAUCCGAUGGCGGCGCCGCCCUCUGGGUGCCAAGUAGCGACGUGAGGCGUGCUCGGGCCGCGGUGUCCUGCGCCUGGCUCGUGCUAGAUGAGAAUGACCCUAGCCAGCCAACGAUCGCCGAGUGGAUAGCGGAGCGUCCGGGGCGCAACGGACGCGUAGGCGGCGACGCUAGGCUGACCUCCGUGGGCGAGUGGCAGAGCCUCGUCACCAACCUGCAGCGUGAGGGCAUGCAGCUCAUACACGUGCCGACCCUGCUCGAUCAGCUGUGGAGCGAGGAGCCCAACCCGGCGCUGCGACGACCGGAGUUCUCAAGGAUCGUCGCCAAUCUGCAUCACUUGGAGUACACCGGAAUGACAUGGCGUGACAAGGUAGUGGUUAUACGCAACGAGCUACGACAAAUAGGGGCAGACGCGAUGGUUGUCACAGCACUGGACGAGGUGGCCUGGCUGCUCAACGUGCGGGGCCGUGACGUGCCCUAUGCUCCGCUCCUGAAGGCAUUCGUCAUAAUCAGCAUGAAGGACGUGCGCGUGUACGCGCCGCCCGGGAAACUCUCCAUGCCUGUUCGCGAGGCGCUGGCGGUGUACAAUUGCUACGCGUCUGUUAAUAAUUGUACAAGGGUCAAUGAAUACACGACCAUAUAUUCGGACCUCCGACGGGCUAGUGAAACAAAGAUCCUGAUCCCUACCGGUGGCACCUUCCAACGAGGAGCGUCGGCGGCUAUCGCGCAAAGUGUCCCACAGUCCAAAAGACUGUUUCAGCCAUCUCCUAUCAUCUAUUUGAAGGCGCAGAAAAACGAGGCCGAGAUAAAGGGGAUGAGGAAAGCGCAUUUGCGUGACGCUGUCGCAAUGUGCACGGUUUUAAGUUACAUUGAGGGAAUGGGCAAAGCCGGUCUGAACGAGUUGUCAGUGGCGAUGAAAGUGGACGUGACCCGUGCCACGCAGGCGGGCUACGUGGGCAUGUCCAUGCGGACUCGCGUUGCUUUCGGUCCCAACGCGGCCGAGCCGGACUACCGGGCCAGCAACGCGACCAACCGGCGCGUUUUCACCAACUCCACGCUCGUCAUACAGUCGGGGGGACAGUAUGACGAAGGCACAACGGUGGUGACGCGCACGGUGCACUACGGGGUGCCGUCGCGCGAGGUGCGGCGCGCGUACACGACGGCGCUGCGGGCGCUGGGCGCGCUGGGCGCGCUGCAGACGCCGGCCACGCUGCCCGCGCCGCACGCCGACCCGGUGGCGCGCGCGCCGCUGUGGGCCGCGCGCCGCGACUACCCCGCGCCCACCGGACACGGCGUCGGCGCCGCGCUCAACCGCCGCGAAGAUCCGGUAGUUAUAGACUACAGGCAAGAUACCAAUUUACAUACUUUUAGAGAGGGGUACUUCGUUACAAGCGAACCAGCAUGGUACGAACCUAAGAAAUUUGGUAUAAAGUUGGGCAACGUUCUGGAGGUAGUCGCUCUGUCGAACGGAUAUUUAGGCUUUCGCGAGGCGACACUGUUACCUUAUGAGCCCAAGCUUAUCGAUCGGAAUUUGCUAACCGAUUACGAGAUAAACUGGUUGAACGCGUACAACGAGAGAAUAAGGAAAACUGUGGGCCCUGAACUGAAUGACCAAGGACUCACCGACGUCUAUUACUGGAUGAUGAACAAGACUAUAUACAUCGAACCCCCGUCUAAAGCCAAGAAACACACCAGUUCAGCCGAAGCAAAUUACCAUGGACGAGGAAUUUUGACUAUUUUCUACAGUCUUAUACUCACAAAAACUUUGUUGUAA
Parnassius mnemosyne (clouded apollo) is the source of this 2217-nucleotide messenger RNA. Lineage: Eukaryota; Metazoa; Arthropoda; Insecta; Lepidoptera; Papilionidae. The record is from the annotation of a GenBank genome assembly.